AUGGCUUUUGGGGAAAACAACGACUUUGGUCGAAAUUCGCAACGGCGAAAUGAUGAUCGCGGUGGAUCUUAUAACAAUAGACGAAAUGAGGAAGGUGGAGAACGACAAGAACGUGAGUUUAAUUGGAUGCGAAGACAUUUUAUUCUUCAAGUUUAGAAGUACAACAAUUUUUCUGAAAAAUAUGGUUCUUACAGGUUCUUUCAACAGCUCUCGUCAAAACGAUGAUGAUCGAGGUUAUCGAAAUCAAUCGGAUGAUCAACGAAGAUCAAGAAAUUACGAAGAGGGAAGAGAUCGUAAUUAUGUAGACCGCAGAGAACAUCGAGAAUUUUCAGGCAGAGAUAAUGGACAAGAUGGUUAGUUAAAUUUCUGUAAAAACUUUCUGUGUAAGUACUUAUAUAAAUAUUUAUUUAUUUUUCAGAUUAUCAAAAGGGAAAUUAUAAUCGCGAAGAUAAUAGCAGAGGUACUGGAUUCAGACAACCAACUGGAUUGUGAGUUUUUGUUUUCUUCAGAAUUAUAAUUAUUCUCAAAAAUUACAGCCCGGAAAAUACUCGCCAUAAUAAUCCGCGAGACGAUGGCCGUGAUAAUCAACAAAAAUCGAAUCAAAGAUAUGAUGAAUCACGUCAAUCGCAAAGGAACUUUGGAGAUCGAGAAGACGGAUAUCGAAGAUAUUCGGAUCAAGAUAAUGGAAGAAAUAAUGGAGGAUAUCAAGGAAGAAAUUCGGAUAGUGGAAAUCGAGAUAGACAACAACAAGAUAAUCGUGGAGGUUAUCAAGGUGGAAAUGGAUAUAAUCAAAGAGGAGGAAAUCAUGAAGAGUUUGGAAAUCGAAAUGGAUAUCAAGGUGGAAAUCGAAACGAUGAUCGAUUUGGAAAUCAAGAUAAUCGAAGAAACGAUGGGAGAAAUAAUGAUCGGAAUGAAUAUCCAGACAAUCGAAGAAAUUAUGACAGAGGAAAUGGACAUCAAGAUAAUGGAAGGUAUGAUAAUAGAGGAAAUGGAUAUCAAGAUAAUCGAAGAAAUGAUAAUCGAAGUGGUUCUGGAUACAAUAAUAGUCAAUCUGGCGGAUUCGAUAAUCGAGAUGGGGGAUUUCAAAGAAAUAAUGACAACGGAGGAUAUCGCAGAAAUGAUCAAGGUUAUCAAAAUGGUCGGAAUAAUGAAGGAUUCGGAAAUAGUGGAAAUGAUCGAUAUAACAAUAGAUCAAAUGAUGGUUUCCGUGGAUUUGGGGGACAAAGUGGUGGAUUCAAUAAUAGUGGAGGAUUUAGUAAGUUCACAAUUUCUAGAAUAAAUAUUUUUGAAAAAAAGGCUCAGUUGUUUUCUAAAUUAUCACCUCACACUAAAUAGAGGAAAACAAAAACACCUUCCUAAAAAUUUCGAGAAAUAAAAGUUAUUAUUUCCAGCUGAUAGUGGAAAUAGAGGCAGCUACAACAACGGCGGUGGCUCUGGUGGUUAUCCUGGAAGUGGCGGAGGAUUCCGAGGCGGCGAAGAGCAAAGAGAUAGAGCACCGCGUGAUUGGAUGCCACAACAUGAUGAAACUGAUGAUUUGUUCCGAAGAACUCAAGAGAUGGUACAAAAUUUGGAUAUCCAAGAAGAUCGAAAACUUGAAAUCAAAAACUCUGAUUUUGAUCAACAAUUAACUUCGUGGGAAAAUUCGGGAUUGAAUCCAUUAAUUCUUUCCAAUGUUAAACGACUUAAUUAUACGCAUCUUCGACCAAUUCAAGCGGCGGUUAUUCCACAAAUUAUGCGAGGUUAUGAUGUUUGUGGACAAGCUGAAACAAGUGGUGGAAAAACUGCUGCAUUUGGUUUGCCAGUUAUUCAUAAGAUUUUAGAAUAUCCACAAGCUGAAAGAGAUUCUGUUGGUAGAAGUUCGGCACCAUACUCGAUUAUUUUGGCACCAACAAGAGAAUUGGCGAAACAAAUUUAUGAUAAUUUGAUUAUGUUUUCAAAUGGAACAGAUGUUCAAAUUCGACUUGUUUAUGGUGAAAUGAAUAGAUGGGAAUGCUUGAGAAAAAUUCAAGAAGGUUGUCAUAUUUUGGUUGGAACUUGUGGAAGAGUUAUGGAUUAUAUUCAAAGAGGAGAAGUUACUUGUAAGAAUUUGCGAUUCUUUAUUCUUGACGAAGCUGAUCGAUUAUUGGAUGAUUUACAAAAAGGAAGUGGAACUCAUUUAUCAACAAUCAUGAAUGAUCAACAUUUUAUGGGAAGUCAUGAACAGCGACAAACUUUGUUGUUCUCAGCUACUUUCAAUCGUCAAGUUGAAAUGGCUGCCAGAGAUUUUAUGAAACGAUUACCAGGAUUUGAUGAGUUGGUUUUCAUCUAUUCUUUGAUAAAAAAUUUCUUGUUUUUUUUCAGCGUUGUUCGAAUUGUAAUUACACAAGGAAGAAUAAAUAAACGAGUUCAAUUGCAUUUUUUGAGAGCCAACAAUGUUGCUGAAAAAAAUGAUGAACUUGAUAAAUUAUUAAAACAAGUUGGCCCAAAUGGAAGAGUUCCACGAACUUUGAUUUUUGUUGAACAGAAAAAGCGAACAGAUUAUGUUGCAAUCGAAUUGUCGAAAUCUGGUGUUAAAGCACAAAGUAUCAACGGGUUGGUUUGAAAGAAUUAUUGAAAUUUUAAUAUUGUUUCAUAUAAUUUCAGUGACCGUCCACAAAACAUUCGCGAAAGCACUUUGAAUGAUUUCAAACGUGGAGUUAUCGAUGUUCUUGUUGGAACAGAUGUUUGUUCUCGCGGUCUUGAUAUUGCUGAUCUUGAUCGUGUCAUCAAUUUCGAUGUUCCAAAAGCAUCGGUUGAAUCAGCCACCGAUACAUUUAUUCAUCGAGUCGGUCGAACUGGUCGAUUAAAGGAAGGACAUGCUUAUACAUUUGUCAAUUUAAGUGAACAAAAUGAUACUGCUUUGAUUCCUUCGUUUAUCGAAUUGAUGACAAAUAUGGGAAGAGAGCAACAAAUACCAGAUUGGAUGAAAAAUUAUCGUAGUGGUUGUGGCGGAGGAGGAUAUGGAGGAGGUGUAUCUUCAGGUAUUACACUUUUUAUAAAAACAUGAAUAAAAAUGAAAUAUAAUUAUUUCAGGAUCCUUCAAUCCGGGAGGUUUCGGAGGUUAUGGUGGCUAUUCAUCUUCAUCAAAUCCAACUGGUGGUAGUUCAGGAUUCCAGCCGUCUAGCUUCACUGCUCCACCUUCAAGCUCAUUUGGAGCUAGUGGAUUUGGUAAUAAUCCGAUGCCGAAAAAGGAAGAAGGUAUAAUUUUUUUUCUAGAAUUUGCAAUUGUAUAUUUUUGUUAUUUCAGAAAACUCUGAAGCCAAAGCUGAAAAUGAGGAGAAGAAGGAAACUGUUGAGGAAGAAGACGAUGAGUGGUAA
Molecule: messenger RNA, 3336 nt
Organism: Caenorhabditis angaria
Lineage: Eukaryota; Metazoa; Nematoda; Chromadorea; Rhabditida; Rhabditidae
Source: the annotation of a GenBank genome assembly